Stegastes partitus (bicolor damselfish) is the source of this 3094-nucleotide messenger RNA. Its product is annotated as E3 ubiquitin-protein ligase pellino homolog 1-like. The transcript is spliced from 7 exons. NCBI's taxonomy places the organism in Eukaryota, Metazoa, Chordata, Actinopteri, Pomacentridae. Gene Ontology annotation, biological process: regulation of Toll signaling pathway; protein K48-linked ubiquitination. The record is from RefSeq and is a predicted model, not a curated record. Gene Ontology annotation, molecular function: protein binding; ubiquitin protein ligase activity. The coding region runs from base 296 to 1579 and encodes 427 amino acids.
AAGUCGCGGAGACGAACCCUGAGAGCUCACAGAGUUUGACUCGUUCAGUCCUCCGCUCAUCACAACUCGUUCAUCUGCUCGUAGACUCUCAACCAGCGGCUGCAUUUCUGUGGUUUAAAGACACUUUAACAGCUCAACCGGAAACAAAGAAGUCCGGACGGUGGAGCUGCUCUGAGGCGACCCGUAACUUCGGUGAUGCGUCGUGUACGUGAGCUGACGGAGAAGCUCUGAUGGUGACAAAGGAAUUCCAAACUCCGGUAAAGUCCUCGCCCGUCUUCCCUCAAAGGCUGCACUGAUGUUUUCGCUGGGUCAAGAAAACAUCCCCACCUCCCCUACGUCCACCAAAGGACCGGUCAAAUAUGGAGAGCUCAUUGUGUUGGGGUGUAACGGGUCUCUGCCAAACGGCGACAAGGGGAGGCGGAAAAGUCGCUUCGCUCUUUGCCGCAGAAGCAAAGCCAACGGUGUGAAGCCCAGCACCGUCCACACGUCCUGCACUCCACAGGCCGCCAAGGCCAUCAGCAACAAGGAGCAGCACAGCAUAUCGUACACGCUCUCUCGGGCACAGACGGUGGUGGUGGAGUACACUCACGACAUCAACACAGACAUGUUCCAGAUCGGUCGUUCCACAGAGAGUCCCAUCGACUUCGUGGUGACGGACACGGUUCCUGGUGGUCAGAGCCACGCCGACGGUCAGACGAUUCAGAGCACGAUCUCCCGCUUUGCCUGCCGCAUCAUCUGCCAAAGAAACCCGCCUUACUCUGCACGGAUCUACGCCGCAGGUUUCGACUCUUCCAAAAACAUCUUCCUCGGGGAAAAGGCGGCCAAGUGGAGGAUGCAGGACGGUCAGAUGGACGCGCUGACCACAAACGGCGUUCUGGUGAUGCACCCUCGCCACGGCUUCAGCCAGGACUCGAAACCCGGUCUGUGGAGGGAAAUCUCCGUCUGCGGAAACGUGUUCACGCUGAGAGAAACCAGAUCAGCUCAGCAGAGGGGCAAGAUGGUCGACUCGGAGUCCAACGAGCUCGUGGACGGCUCUCUCAUCGACCUGUGUGGCGCCACCCUGCUGUGGCGGACGGCUGAGGGACUAGCGCUCACCCCCACCGUCAAGCACCUGGAGGCGCUGCGACAGGAGCUGAACGCCGGUCGACCGCAGUGCCCCGUGGGCUUCAACACGCUGGCUUUCCCCAGCUUGCGCCGCAAGGACGUCCUGGAUGAGAAACAGCCCUGGGCCUACAUGCGCUGCGGCCAUGUCCACGGCUACCACGGCUGGGGAGGGCGGCGUGACCCGGAGGUGGAAGCCGACUGUCAGGACAGGGAGUGCCCCAUGUGCCGGGCGAGGGGCCCCUAUGUCCCGCUGUGGCUGGGCUGCGAGGCGGGCUUCUAUGUCGACGCCGAGCCCCCGACCCACGCCUUCGUCCCCUGCGGCCACGUGUGCUCAGAGAAGACGACGGCGUACUGGAGUCAGAUCCCGCUGCCACACGGGACGCACGCCUUUCACGCCGCCUGCCCGUUCUGCAUCCAGCCGCUGGUCGGAGAGACCGGCUGCGUCAGACUCAUCUUCCAAAGCCCGCUGGACUAGAACCGGCUCAGACUCUCCAUCUAAAGCCUUAACCAACAGAGACGAGACGAAACAACACGGAGAGUUUUCACGACUUAAUUUAACUCCGAUCUAAGUGCAUUUAUUGGGUUGAUUCCCGCCUUUAUUUUAAAUAUUAUUAUAUUUGGUUCGGACAGUGUUGUGUUUUUUAAAAGUUCUUUCUUGGACGCAGGUGCAGAAAAACUGUGUGAAAAAGGUGAUGUUUGAUCUGCCUUACACUUUCUUAUUUAUUCUUUUACCUCUUCACUAAUGUCGUUUUGUAAAUGCUUCCCAGGAUUUCCUCACAGCUGAUUACUGCCUUUAAAGAGCUGUUAGGGUGUGGGACUUUUACACAUUAAUCUUUUACACCCAAGCCCUUACCAAACAAACGUUGCUGAAUAAGCCUAUCGACACCAGGUUAGUGCCUCUCCGUAUUUCACGGAGUUUUAAAACUGGCUUCUGUGCUGGUGGUGACUCCUGUAGUAUCUUACAUUACCUCGCAGUAAUCAGAUUGCCAGAGCCGAGGAGGGGAGCAACCGUAGCGAAAGAAAAAACUUGAAAGCAUCCAUGAAAAAUAUGUGGGGAAGAAUUACAGUCCUAAACAGAACGUGAUCAGCAGUGAAUCUGUGUCAGGAGUGUUUGUGGGGUUCCUCUUACUGCCAGAAGGAGGCAACAGAAGCUCCACACUUGGUUUUAACUUGGGUUUUGUGUCCCAUAUGUUAACUUUGGAAGAUUUUCUCUGGAAAACACUGGAACUUUAAGCAGCAAAGCGUAAAUCAAAUAUCGAAUUACAGGACAAGCUUCAGGGGGAAAAGAUCUUUUCUUUGUUUUUCUGUGAAAUCAAAUGACAUUCUUCCUCAUGUUCUUCAAUUUUUUUUUGAUAUAAUCAUGAUCCUAAUGCAAGCUCUGCAUCAGAGCCUAACAAUAUAUCUGGGAAAUGUGUUAAGCUGCUGUCUUGUGACUUGGAACACAUCUACAUUUAAUAUUUGUACUUUUCCAACAAAAUAAAAGUGUACUACAGACAUGAAUGACAUAAAACCAGCGAUUCUUAUUUACUUUACAAGCAAUAAACACUUUAUACAGACUGUCUAAUAUCUUAAAAGUUCUGCAUCUUGAUGCCUCAGCAGCUUUAUUCUGACCUUGACCACAGCGCCACCAUGAGGCCAAACGUCCCACUUUCAUACUAUCAUGUUCUUUCCUUCAAAACAUCCUGAUCAUAUGCUCCCAUCAGAUUGAUUCUGAUGAGCCCAGUACCUCGUUUUCAGCACCCUUGGCCUUUACUCUGGGACAAAGCAAGCUGUGCACAGUUAUCAACCUCAUGAGAAAACCUGCAGGUGGAGGAUAAGUGGACUGAAAACAGAUUCACUGCCUCAGACCGAAUCACUUGCUGUGUACCAGUGUUCCUUCACCACUGUUCUGUCAUCAGUCUGUUCUUCCUGUUUCUUACCUUCCAGCUAUGCAGCCUUUGCUACACACUCACUGUUUUGCACAAACUGCAAUAAAAACACUGCUGAUGUU